AUGUAUGUGUCGGCUAUAGUUGCUCUUGUGCUCGCCCACUGGGCCCAGAUUGUGGCUGGGCUUGCGGUGUGCUAUUUCAUCGUAUCGUCAGUCUACAAUCUGUGGCUCAGCCCAUUGGCAGCCUAUCCAGGACCGAUCUGGGCCAAAGUCUCUUCCCUCCCCGACUUUUACUACUCCCUCACAGGUGACCGUCACCUAUGGAUUGCCCGGAAUCAUGAGAUCUAUGGUGAUGUGAUUCGCUUUCGCCCUGAUGGUUUGCUUUUCCGAACGCCACAGGCCUAUCGCGACAUCUUCAACAACAAGGCGAAUGUCAAGCGGUCGCAUUUCUAUGACAUGAUGACCCGCAACAAGCUCGAUAAGAGUACCCUCACCGGGACCGAUCCUGCUCUUCAUGCCCAGAAAAGGAGGGUGUUGAAUACUGUGUUUUCUGAGAAGUCGCUGCGCGGCAUGGAGCCAAUGCUCGUUGAGCACGUUGUCCGAUGGUGCGAACUCCUCGUGGACGAUGAUGGCGCAGACUGGUCUGCUCCGCGCAAGAUGUCCGAAGUCUGUGAUUACCUCGUUCUUGACGUGCUCUGCGAUCUCUGCUUCGGCCGGUCUGUUGGUACCAAGGAGCCUGGAGAGAAUGAGUACCGAGACAUCCCACACACCAUUGCUUUUUUCCUUCGAAUCCUUUAUUCGCUCGGUCACUCACCCUGGCUGGGACUCCUGGUGUGGCUGAAACCACGAGGGCUGGACUGGGCCCUCGAUGCUCUGGCGCCGGCUCCGGUUCGGUUUCUUUACAACUUUGUCAGCGAAUCGCUAGCUCAGCGUCUGAAGCUUGAACAAGAUGCUGGCAGAAGCGAGAGCAGCCGAAAAGGAGCAUCGCCGCGAAAAGACAUGUUGUACUACCUGCUCAACGCCAAGGACCCCGAAACUGGUCUUCCGGGCUAUACGCCAGAAGCGCUCGAAGCUGAAGCGAUCAUGUUGACCAUCGCCGGCUCGGACACUACAUCAGUCAGUAUGGCUGGGUUCUUCUUCUACAUCGUUCGUACGCCUAGUGCUUAUCAAAGGCUGGUGGACGAGAUCAGAAGUACAUUUGGGUCCAUCGAUGAAAUCAAAGGCGGCCAGAAGCUCAUGUCCUGCCAGUAUCUGCGGGCUUGCGUGGAUGAGGCAAUGCGCAUCACCCCAGCUGGGUCGGCUGAAUUGCCUCGAAGUGUGCUUCCCGGUGGGAUUAUUAUCGAUGGACAAUACAUUCCCGAGGGAACCACAGUAGGAGUGGCACACUGGAGCUUUUAUCGCAACAAGGAAUACUUUCCAGAUCCAGACGUCUAUCGACCGGAGCGGUGGAUAGUGGACGAGGCAACGGGCGUCACGGGAGAGGAUGUGGCCAGGGCGCGGUCAAGUUGUUUUCCCUUCACGGCGGGUACAACCAGUUGUGCAGGAAAGCCUUUUGCGCUUCUGGAGCUGUACACGACCAUUGCCAUGACGUUGUGGCUGUACGAUGCGCGGCUGUUACCGGGAGACACUACUGGCACUGGUGAACCAAGUCAAUGCUGGGGAAGGAGGGAUCGGCGCGUGUUCCAGCUCAGAGACAGCUAUAUCAGUAUUAGGGAUGGGCCAAUGGUGCAGUUUAAGCGACGAGUGUAG
This is a messenger RNA of Aspergillus calidoustus, 1626 nucleotides long. The record is from the annotation of a GenBank genome assembly. NCBI's taxonomy places the organism in Eukaryota, Fungi, Ascomycota, Eurotiomycetes, Eurotiales, Aspergillaceae.